GACAAUCAAGCCAUCUACAUCUAGAGGACAUAAACCAGCCAUCUACAAUCUACGAGGACAUAACCAGCCAUCUACAAUCUAGAGGACAUCAGGGCAGCCAUCUUCAAUCUCACUGUGUGUGAAGCUAUGAGGGGAGUUGUCCUUCUCUUCCUGCUGUCUCUCUGGCCUGGAGGCCAGGUGGAUGCUAUCAAUCAAGAGGUCUUGGCUAAUGUGGUACAAGAGAUGAGAAGGUUCGGCCUGGAGAACCGCCAGUAUGCCAUGGCUGUCAGACUCACUCAAGAGCAGUGCCAAAAUCAAGUAAAGUUUGACCUAAAUCCUCUCGAUCCUCUCAAUGUCCAGAACAAACUUAAUAGUAACACUAUCUACACAGGAAACCGGCUCAUCGCAGCCACACCUCUUAUAACAUCUCUUUACACAGACCAUGCUGAGUACCGUCUCUUGAGUCGUGGUAAUACCAAAAAAAGCCCAAUGCAGACUCUGAUAAAGAAAGCUGGUCGUAAUGCUGGUCAAUGCAUCGUCUUCUUCUCCACCUACUCUCCCUGUCUGGAGAAAUGCAACGGCCCUGAUGGAGGAAGAUACAAUAUUAUCCAAUUCAUGAACGUCUUCAAAGGCUUUGACAACAACCAGAAGGCCUUUGUCUUCUCCUCGGUUUGGGACCCUACAAGGACCCAUCCAGGAGUGAACAAACACUCUAGGCAGGAGGUGUUUGACUCCUUCAAGAGAAUAGAUGGAYACCUCCCUGUAUAUCGWUGUGACAGAUUCAAGGAAAACAAUAAAAUGGUCAACAGAUGUUACCAUUGUGUCACUAAUCCUGAUCCUCUGACAAAUAAAUGUCUGGAUGGAUACCAGUAGUGUACACUGUCUGUAUGGAUACUAAUAGUGUACACUAUCUGUAUGGAUACUAAUAGUGUACACUGUCUGUAUGG
Salvelinus sp. IW2-2015 is the source of this 926-nucleotide messenger RNA. Lineage: Eukaryota; Metazoa; Chordata; Actinopteri; Salmoniformes; Salmonidae. The record is from RefSeq and is a predicted model, not a curated record.